This is a messenger RNA of Andrographis paniculata, 2462 nucleotides long. Its product is annotated as glucosidase 2 subunit beta. Gene Ontology annotation, biological process: N-glycan processing. The coding region runs from base 201 to 2093 and encodes 630 amino acids. The record is from RefSeq and is a predicted model, not a curated record. Gene Ontology annotation, molecular function: protein binding. The transcript is spliced from 16 exons. Gene Ontology annotation, cellular component: glucosidase II complex. Lineage: Eukaryota; Viridiplantae; Streptophyta; Magnoliopsida; Lamiales; Acanthaceae.
UCUAUUCGAGUCUACUCAGUGAGGGUUUAACCCACGAAUACUACGACGUCGUUUCGAUCUUCGUCUUCGCUGCUCUGAUCCCUUCACAGCAUACCAUCUUCCAUCUUCCGAUUUCCAUUACUGCUUAUCCCCUUGCUCCCCCAAUUCGCGCGACGGCUCCAUUAGGAAUCUGUUGAUUCGCAUUUUUGCGAGGGUAAGAGAUGGGCGGCGACAUUGCACUGCACAGGCUAUUGUUUCUAUGCUGCAUUACUCUGUUGAUCCAUGCCAUCCCCAGAUCGGAGGCAUCUCAGCCGUCCGCAGAGUUAUUUCUGGGAGUUUCCCCUCAAGAUGUAAAUUACUACAGAGGAUUGUUAUCGUCGAGUACGGUUAAGUGCAAAGACGGAUCAAAGAAAUUCGACAAGUCCCAGCUCAAUGACGACUUCUGUGAUUGUCCUGAUGGCUCUGAUGAGCCAGGAACUUCAGCUUGCCCUAAUGGGAGGUUCUACUGCAAGAAUGCUGGCCAUAUUCCAGUUAUCAUAUAUUCUUCAAGGGUCAAUGAUGGCAUCUGUGAUUGCUGUGAUGGGAGUGACGAGUAUUAUGGUAAAACCAAGUGCCCCAACACAUGUUGGGAAGCUGGAAAAGCAGCCAGAGAAAAACUGAAGAAAAAAAUUAGUACAUAUAAGGAUGGCAUUGCUUUGCGCAACAAGGAAAUUGAGCAAGCAAAAUUAGCCAUUGCGAAGGAUGAAGGGGAACUAUCAAAGCUUAAAGAUGAGGAGAAAAUACUUAGACCCUUGGUUGACAAACUCAAGGAACGCAAGGAGCAGAUAGAUAAAGUUGAAGAAGAAGAAAGGCAGCGGAAAGAAAAAGAAGAGAAGGAAAGACAGCAAGCGCAAGAAAGUGAAGGCAAAGGUGAAGAUGUUGAGCCUGUGAAGACUGAUGUCCCUGAUAAUACUGGGAUAACAGAUCAAAUUCAAAAGGACCUUGAGGAAGAGCAUCGUGAAUCUGUCAGUGAAUCUGAGCCAGAGCAUUCUUCCAUUAAGCAAGGACUUCCGGAUGAUGAAGUAGAAGGGGUUGGUGAGGAGUCCCGUCAGGGUGCUCAACACGCUGAGGAAGAUUCCAAUGUUGAUGGUAAGGAGGGUGUUGAUACUGGCAUUCAGGAUGAGAAUGGAGCUGAAGAUGGUGAACCACUAUCAAGGGAGGAGUUAGGGCGCCGUAUUGCAUCCCGGUGGACUGGGGAAAAGGCGGAGCAUCAUAUGGAUGAAGUCGAUGACUCCUCAAAUAAGGGUCAUGAAAAACCUGAUGAAACAUAUGAUGAGGUGAAUGACGAAGAAGACAACAAAUACGUCUCUGAUGAUGACGAGCAUAAGUAUGAGGAUGAUGAUGUCAAUGGUGAUAGUGAUAGUGAUGAAACCUAUGACCACACUGAUGACUUGGGCAGAGAGGAUCAUUAUGAUCCAACUUCUCAAAUUCAUGAGUCUGAUGAUGAAUCUGAAUUAACAGAUAUAACUGGCACAGGCGGCUCAUCUUGGCUGGAGAAGAUACAAAACACAGUGAAGAAUAUUUUCCAAGCAGUCAAUUUGUUCCAGAAACCUGUCAAUAUUUCUGAUGCUGCUCACAUACGGAAAGAAUAUGAUGAAGCCAAUGCCAAACUAUCCAAAAUACAAUCAAGAAUAUCAAAGCUGACGCAGAAACUAGGAUAUGAUUUUGGCCCCGAGAAGGAAUUCUAUUCAUUCUAUGGCCAAUGCUUUGAGAGCAAGCAGAAUAAGUAUGUCUACAAGGUCUGUCCCUUCAAACAAGCAACCCAAGAAGAGGGUUACACAAACACUCGUCUGGGGAGCUGGGACAAAUUUGAGGACUCUUACAGAGUGAUGCAGUUUCGAAAUGGAGACAAGUGCUGGAAUGGCCCCGACAGAAGCCUAAAGGUGAAGUUAAGAUGCGGAUUGAAAAAUGAACUUGCAGAUGUCGAUGAACCUAGCCGAUGCGAAUAUUUGGCACUGUUAAGCACCCCGGCUGUGUGCGUCGAAACUAAACUUAAGGAGCUCGAAGAAAAGUUGGAGGUGCUGAACAAGGAGGAGCCGAGAGUCGAGCAGGGAGAACAACACGACGAGCUAUGACCCGACAGACAGCUGCGUAGAGACGAGAAUAAGAUCAGAGAUGGAUGGAACGAAAGGCCGGACACGGAGGAGUCAAGUUGAGUCAAUAUUUCACGAGCAAACAGCCACACCAUAGCAGCCAUGGCGAGGCCCCCAACACUGUCUGUCUGUGUGUCUUAACUAAUUAAAUGUAGACUAGACUCCCCAUCCAAUGCUAUCUAUAAUAUAGUCUUCUUGUGACUCAGUUCAGAUUACAGACACACAUACAUCAAUGGAUUGUAUUAAGCAGUUGAGAGAGAGAGAGAGAGAGAGAGAGAUCCGUAAUUUUGUCAGCUGAGAACAUAACCCAACAGGGAAGGAGAUGCACACAAUUAUAAUCAACUCAUCUAA